UAUUCUUCUGGCCAUGGCAUUGGCACUGGAGCUGGUACUGGUGCAUACCACGUCCCCAGCCGCCACAAAUGGGUGCUCCUCCUUCAUAUACAUACUGCCCACCUACUGAGAUAAAGCUCAAGACUACAUACUAUGCCCCUAGAGGUGCAAAAACAUCAGCGGUUACCUGGACAGAGCCACCAAGAAGUGGGACAAGUAUAACAAGUUCAUUGACGUGUUGCGGUGGAUUUUCUAGCGGUCAAUCUUUCACUGGAUCUGUCGACGGAACCACAUAUUAUAUGACGUACACAGUGAAAGAUAAUUACGGAAGAAAGGACACAUGCGGUUUUUCGUUUACGGUGUUCUACCAUGCAUGCAUGGAGCCUACGCCAUCGUUUACUCGAAUCAAGCAUACAUGUACUAACGGUCUUCUGUAUGGAAGCGAGUGCACGUUUCAAUGCAAAGAAGGCUACAUGAUUCCAAGUGGUAUGUCCCAUACUGCCACAUGCGAGAUAACCAACGGGAAUUCCACACAAUGGACAACACUACCGGAAUGUCAAAAGAUUAAAUGCCAGACGCCUUCAACUCCUGAUAACGGACAAAUUACUUGUUCAAAUUCGAUACACGAGUUUGGAACCAUGUGCUUCUCUUCAUGCAAUAACGGGUACCGCCUCUCAGUCCCUCCUUUUUCGUACUGUAAGUCUGACGGGCUCUGGAGUGGGACUUCAGAUAAUGUGACAUGCAAAGACGCUGAACCACCUGAGAUAAAGUGUUCAAGUCACGUGAUUUACGCUGAGAGUGGUAAGUCCACUGCCCGGGUGUAUUGGACUGAGCCAGUGGUGAUCGAUAACCUCGAACGUUCAUUGAAGGCAGAAAAGCGCUCUACUAUCAACCAGGGAGAUUCAUUACCGGAAGGAACGUAUCAUAUUGCUUACCAAGCGACUGACUCUGCGGGCAAUUCUCACCUCAAUCUGUCGCAAUGCAGUGUGUUCAUUCAAGUUCAAGUUAUAAAAUGCGCAUCUGUUCCUACGCAUGGCUUGAACGACACACGUUACAUGCGAUACAACUGCUCCAACACAAUGUACUCGAACGGGGUACAGUGUAAGGUAUUUUGCGACCUUAAUCUUGACUUGAACGGAUCGGACACGCUGACUUGCAUGAGAGAUGAAAGAACUGGAAUGGGUGUCUGGAAAUGGAGUGGAUCAAUAGAACCACACUGUAAUGUGCCAAGGUGGGGCGAUAUGGUUUUACCAUGUGAGCUUAUUUACGAUGGAGAAUGUGAAACGGACAACACCAAAGAAACUAUCAAGAAUGCAGUCUUGAAAUAUCUCAACGAUACUAAGAAGGCAAUAGACGACUCCAUAUGCCCUGGUAAAAACUGCAGAGCAGAAAAUGUCAAGGUCGAGUGUGAGUCUAGAAAACGGCGCGAGGAAGACAUAGGACAUGAACUCACAAAACGACAGACCUCUUAUGUCCAAGUCACAUUUGAAAUAGCGACCCAAUUUGACCUUACGAAUUCGACAGAAAGCCUAGCAUAUAAUGAAUUGUUUCCUUUGCUGACAGCCGUUGGUAACAGGAUAAAAGCAGACGUUGGUGAAGGUAAACUCGAUGUCGCCGGUUUUACAAUAGCAAAAGAUGGCUUUCAAACAAGUAGCGUUCCGAACCUGAAAUGCCCAUCAGCGUUGAAAAAGGAUGGCUUUAAAUGCAAGCCAUGCCCCAAAGGAACCUACAUGAACUCGACUACAGGUAACUGUGAACUGUGCAACAUCGGUGAAUAUAAUGAAGAGGACGGGAGAGCCGAAUGUGACCUUUGUCCUGCAAAUCAUAGCACACUGAAUUAUGGUUCUAAACACCAGGCAGACUGCAUACCAUUGUGCGACAAAGGUUUCGUGUCUGAUACAACCAUGGUUCCUUGUUACCCGUGCCCACUGGGUAGUUAUCAGUCAAAGCCCGGAGCUUCUGUUUGCAUAAAAUGCCCCGUUGGACACACAACGCCAUCGACGAAUAGCACAUCCGGAACUCAAUGCAAAGUUUUUGAUCUUGAGGUCAACAAUCUGAACGGAAAUCAUUUGAUUGGAAAGUUCAACAGCGAUGUCACUCUCUCGAUAAUGUCCGUUUCCCUUUGGACAAAAAGGGAUGGCGAUGAGACAGGCGAGCUUAUUAUAAAAGUUGGAGACGCUUCAGAUAAUAUCAUUGCAAUUAGACUAACAGAGACAAUAACGGUGGAAAGCGGGUAA
Messenger RNA from Dreissena polymorpha, 2216 nucleotides. Its product is annotated as sushi, von Willebrand factor type A, EGF and pentraxin domain-containing protein 1-like. The transcript has 11 exons. The record is from RefSeq and is a predicted model, not a curated record. Bases 69 to 2216 code for a protein of 715 amino acids. NCBI's taxonomy places the organism in Eukaryota, Metazoa, Mollusca, Bivalvia, Myida, Dreissenidae.